AUGAAGAAAUGGAAAAAGAUCUCACUAUUCGUGUGCGUGUUUGCGUUCGUCAGAGAAUUUAGGCCCAUCGAACCGUUUUACGCGGCUUACAUGACAAGUCCAGCUAUAAACAUCACAUUAACUCAGACGUCAAGAGAUGUUUAUGCAGUCGGGGCGUACUCGUGCUUUGUACUCAUCAUCAUUGUGUUCCUGAUCACCGAUUAUCUGAAAUACAAGCCCGUGUUAAUAAUGGACGGGAUAUGUGGUGUAAUGGCAUAUUGCAGUAUUGUUGGACAUCCGAGUCUAUUGAGAAUGCAGAUUGGCCAAGUGUUCUACGGUUUCUUCUUCUCAUCCGAAGUGGCUUAUUUUGGUUAUUUAUACGCCAUGACCGAUGAUAAACGUUACUAUCAAAGAAUCACGGGUCAAGCUAGAGCGGCUUGUCUAUCGGGCAAGUUCUUUUCUUCUUUAUUCGCCCAACUAGUCAGUCUCGUCAAUGGUUCAGUUCCUUACGUCGAAUUGGUAUACAUUAGUAUAUUCGGAAUGUUUUUCUCCACUAUUUGGGCCUAUUUUAUGCCUAACGUUAAAAAUAGUGUCUAUUUUCAUAACGAAAAAUCUGAACCAACCGAUGUGCCUCCGCCAACGAUUAAAAAUUACACGUCUUCCACUGGUGAACCAAAAACCACUGAGGAUAUCGAAUCUCAACAAUCGAAAACAAAGAUAACCAAGGACAUUGAUAAAAAUGACGGUAAAAGUCUGGGUCAAGUAUUACUAUACUUACAUAAGGAUUUCAAAAGAUCGUAUUCAGAUCCAUAUGUUAGAAAACUUUGUUUAUGGUGGGCUUUUGCUUUCGGAGCAUAUGUACAGGUUUAUACGUACAUUAAUGUUUUGUACACUUAUGUGCUAGACUUAAACGAGGAUACACAUUUUACUUUGUACAAUGGUGCAGCAGAAUCACUUAAUACUUUAAUAGGGGCUAUUGCUGCGUAUUCAAUUGGCCAACUUGAAUUAAAUUGGUUUAAAGUCGGAGACUUGUUCUUAGGAAUUGGUUCAUUACUCGCUGGAAUAGUACUUCUUGGUUGUUUUUACACGAGAACAUUGUGGUUCAUUUACGCUUUCUACAUAAUCUACGGAUGUCUUUACCAAACGAUGUUGACGGUCGCCGAAUCUGAAGUUGCAAAACGAUUAAGCAGAGAUAGUUACGGUCUCGUAUUUGGAUUUAACUCAUUUAUAGCACUGUUCCUACAUACGCUUAUGACUUACGGCAUCGUUCAAGGGCACAUUAUCUCGGUUUCAACUAUACAACAAUUUUUGAUUUAUGCUGUUUACUACAUGAGCAUUGGAGCGGUUUUUCUAAUUUUCUCAAUCAUCAAUUAUUUCUCACCAGCUGCAACCGAUAGUAUUAUAGAAUGUAAGCAAUAA
Molecule: messenger RNA, 1398 nt
Organism: Macrosiphum euphorbiae (potato aphid)
Lineage: Eukaryota; Metazoa; Arthropoda; Insecta; Hemiptera; Aphididae
Source: the annotation of a GenBank genome assembly